AUGUAUGACACAGUCUAUUUCAUGAAUGCUACAGAUGCAGCAGAUCCAGAAAUUGAGCGUAUGAAGGAUACAUUAGUUGAUAUCGCCUUUAAACAGUCAACAUGGGGACAACAAGUGCCGAUUGUGUGGGUGCCUCUUGAUUUACAGAUAUCUGAUAUGAGAGCAGAUGGAGUAAAGUUGAUAACAAAAGAAAGACUUUUACAAAUAAACAAAUCAAAAAAUGAAUUUGCUCUGAGCGAAAGAAGAGUAGAUGAUUUCUUACUUGUUCAACACUCAAUAGGAAAGUUGUUAUACUUCGAUGAACCUGCUUUAAGAGAUUUUAUUGUCAUCCAGCCUACGGCAAUGGUCAAUAUACUGAGAGCCUUCAUUACAGACAUAAUGUUUUGGCCAGAAAAAGGACCCGUUCGAGACAUACUGGAGAAUUUAUCAUCUACUGGAGUUCUAAGGAAGACAGACCUUUUUACUCUAUGGGCACAACCAGCUUUCCAAGACAUUUUAACCGAUGUCAGAACAAAGGAAUAUAUAGUGCAGGUUCUCCUCCAUCUUGAUAUCCUUGUUGAACCUAAACGCUACACUGAAAUGAACGCACCUGCAGACGUAUUUCUAGUACCCUGCAUGGUUAAGGAAAGGAUUCCACAAAGACUGCAAAGAAAUGCAACAGAUGAAAGAAUAUUAUGCAUAUCUUAUCAUCUGAAGGAGACAGUGGUUCCAUCAGCUUUGUCUUUCAAGCUUAUAGGGGCUGCAAUUAGCAUCUGGCCUCUGAAAGUAGAAAACUCUCGUUUUUGUCUUUAUUUUCAAGCUGCAAUUAUGGAUGCUGACAACAGAAACGAACUUCAAAUUCAUGUUGAAGGGCAGAGAAUAAUUGCAUACCUGAUAAAUGACGUGUCAAAACAGCUUAUAUCACCGGAUCUAGCGACAACGACACAGGAAUGCCUGACUUUGGCACUUGGACGAAUUCUUCAGUUUUACCGUCGUUGUUUUGGUAAACAAAGUCACCAUUUAACCUCAGAUAUGUUUGAAAUAGAAGUUGGAGAAAUAUGCAACGGUGAAAGGUGUUUAAUACCUUUGUCAGAUGCUAAAACGAAGGCGCAAUGGAGCUGCAAGAAUGGGAAAAUACAUGAAACGAAAUGUCCUCUGAAUUGGGUUUUUGAAAAGAAUAAGAAGCAUUGUGACUCAAAUUGUAAAGGUCUUGAAACAGAAAUACUAGUCUUGAGACCAGAUGAUCAGCAUUUCGUGCAACUAGCAAAAACACUUGGUAUUGGAGACUUCUACAACUUCUUCAUUGAACUUGGAAUGGAAAAAGCUGAUUACGACAACUUGAAUUUUCGUUAUUUUUCAAACCCUAUGGACUUUAUGUUGAUGGGUCUCUUUGAAUGGAGGGAUAAAACAGAAAGUGACCAAAUGACUCCAACUUUUAGGAAAUUGCAGACGGCACUGAAGGCUAUUGAAAGACAGCACUAUUUGUGUCAGGUUCACAGAGAGGAUCAUACUCUAAUAGAAAAGGCUCAUAAUAGCCUACAAGAUGUUCCGUCAGAUGAUGUUAUCAAUAGUUUAACAGAACAAAAAUUGAUAGGUGAUUGCAUUGUUCACCUAGGUGUUGAAUUGACUCUGAGCAUUGGCAACAUCAAGGAGACUAUGCACAAUUUUCCAAGGGAUUUGAAUGGUCAACUCCAUGAUCUACUCACAAAAUGGAAGAAUUGUAAAGAAACCAAGUCGGUGAAACCAACCAUCUACCGACUAAUGGUAGCUUUAAAACGUGUAAAAGCGGCUCAAGGACUUAAUUUCCUGAAGAAAACAUAUGGUGUGGAUUAGAACAUCAAAUAAACUAAACACAAAAGUAGACAACGGAACUGUGAUAUGUUUAUCAUCUCUCUGAACCAAUCCAACAUAAUUUUUGCGUUUAAAACUUCAUGGUUUAAACAAAGGCAAAGCGUUUCAAUAUCACAAUUUAAAUCCUUUGUUGUACCUCUUCCAUAUUUCUAUGUCUAAUGUGUAGAUAAAAAAAUAAAGUGAAACCAUAUAUCAACAACUAGU
Molecule: messenger RNA, 2034 nt
Organism: Mytilus trossulus (common blue mussel)
Lineage: Eukaryota; Metazoa; Mollusca; Bivalvia; Mytilida; Mytilidae
Exons: 5
Coding region: 1-1812 (603 amino acids)
Source: RefSeq, a predicted model, not a curated record